AAGGUUUGCCGAUGAAAUUCGAGAUCGCUUUACUUGCUUCAACGUCAGCUAUGAGGGAUGGAAUACAGGCAGAGUGGUAUACCAUUAAGGUCCCAGAUCCAGAGUGUCCUCCUCCUUCCUCUUCGUCAAAUGUAGUAACUACCAUCCAGAAACCGCUCCGUCCGUUUUCUAAAGUCUUGUUAGCUUGGGCAUACAGAGAACAUGCAGUCAUAGGGUCCAGUCUGUACUCUCUUGGCGGCAUGAAUCCUGAUUCUGAACCUUUCGCCGGCGUAACUACCCCCGAAUUCGCUCGUUUUCUUAAAGUGCGCAGCUUUGACCUUAGCACUCCUGAUGAUGGUUGGAAACCUGUUGCUACCAUGACUUUUCCUGAGAGGUUCCAACCUCCCUGCGUCGUCCUCGACGAUAAGUUAUACGUGUUCGGUAACGUUUCUCCUUCAGAAGUAGAAGCAAAAGGGUAUGGCUGGAUGGAGGUUUAUGACCCCGAUUCAAAUACAUGGGAACCCUUGCCCAAUCCUCCUCUUGGGUUUUCACUCUCGGCUCGUUCUCUUGCUUAUUACGCUACUCUCGAUUCCAAAAAACAGAUUCUUGAUGAAGAUGCGAGUUUGUUUGCUACUUUCUAUGUUUAUCAUGUGAUCGAUCGAUGUUGGACAUUACUUGAGCCUCCCAAGCGCAAGCUACGUCCUUUUUAUCAUGACCCGGUUCGUGGAAGACGAAGUAGUCUUGUUGAUAACACUAUCUAUUGGGGUUUCCUUCUAGAUGGGUUUGUCCGCGUACAGUCUCACAAUAUAGAUACGGAUCUGUACUUCCACGGACGUUUGGACGCUAAGCCAAUUUUUGAGGAUGGUGAAUUUGCAGAUCAGUAUUCUCCAAAGCUACCUUUGCUCCAUGUAGCUGAUCAGACAUUCUGCCUUUUAAUGUUCAGCUUUUUUCAGAAAAUGGAAGGGGAAGACAGUGGGGAAGACAGUGAUUUUGAAGACAAUGGUAUCGUAUUUCUUAAUUGUAUUGUACUUGAUAUCUCUCUAGAUCCAUUUAAAGAUGAGGGCAAGCAAAAGUCUAAAGAAGAGCUCGAUGAAAUUCAUAAAUAUCAUUUCUUCGGGGAUUCCAGUAAACAGCUUAAUAUUUCCCUUGUGUCCGUCCAAAAGUAUCCCGUGCGUAAUGGUAGCUUCUGGCUCAAUGAUGCUGUGUUGCUGUAAGUUUAUUGCUCUCUCUCUCUUUCUAUUUUGCACUUUCUUCUUUCCUCAGUCAUUCCAAAUGUUUUUUGUUUUAAAUAUAUAUA
Molecule: messenger RNA, 1276 nt
Organism: Quercus lobata
Lineage: Eukaryota; Viridiplantae; Streptophyta; Magnoliopsida; Fagales; Fagaceae
Exons: 1
Coding region: 12-1193 (393 amino acids)
Molecular function (GO): protein binding
Source: RefSeq, a predicted model, not a curated record